Messenger RNA from Schistocerca nitens (vagrant locust), 1212 nucleotides. RefSeq names its product cytochrome P450 3A5-like. Bases 1 to 1212 code for a protein of 403 amino acids. Gene Ontology annotation, molecular function: oxidoreductase activity, acting on paired donors, with incorporation or reduction of molecular oxygen; iron ion binding; heme binding. The transcript is spliced from 6 exons. The record is from RefSeq and is a predicted model, not a curated record. NCBI's taxonomy places the organism in Eukaryota, Metazoa, Arthropoda, Insecta, Orthoptera, Acrididae.
AUGAGUGUUUCGAGCAGACUGCUGCUGUUGAGCUCCGGCUGCGUCCCCAGCCUCUCCGUCUGGGCCCUGCCGGCUGCUGCCUUCGUCGCUGUCAUCGCCGCCUGCAUAUCUCUGCGGUACAGACUGCUGCAGUGGCUGCUGGCGCUGGUGGUGGAGACGCGCCCCCUACACGAGGUGCUGCACGACCACUAUGUGUCGCGGCCGCAGGAGUCCGCCUCGUGGGUGCGGCUGGGCCGGCAGCGGCUGCUGCUGCUGAGGGAUCCACAGCUCGCCUGGCAGCUGCUGUCCGCUCACUUCCCCAACUUCCCCGCCAGGGCGCAAACCCAGACCCACGACAUCUGGCUGUUCGCUCGGGAAGCCGCUGUGUCGCCGCGGCAGCUGCUGGCCUACUGCACCGACUGCGUCGCCUCGGCGCUGCUCGGGCUGCAGACGCGGACCCUCGAGGACGCAGAGGGCUGCUCGCCGUUCCUGGAGGCCGUGCAGCGCGCGCACGAUGCUAAGUCGUCGUUCGGCCGCCGCUUCGUGUUCGAAUACCUGGGUCAAGCCGUAUUCGACGCUCUGGGGCUGGGACAAGUCCCCAAAAAGAUUGCCAACUUCUUCAGAUCACUGGCUGCCGUCAGUAUCGACCACAGUAACAGUAACCCUGUGUCUUCUCACGACUUCGUACAUCUGUUUACGAAGAAGAUGAAGCUGAAGGGCGCAGAUGAUAAGGCUGUCCUACAUGAAGUUUCGAGUCAGACCGCCGCCAUCCUGUCAGCUGGAGCUGGAGAGACCAGCCACGUGCUGCAGCACUGCCUCCUGGAGCUGGCCGCGCAGCCACAGCUGCAGCAGAGACUGCGCUCUGACAUCGCCUCUGCUCACGAUCCAACUGCGCUGCCUCUGCUGGAAGCCACGCUGCGGCUGCACCCCUCGGAGCCAGUGCUGAGCCGCGAGUGCCGGCAGGCGUGUUCGCUGGGAGGCGAGCGGCUGCAGCCGGGGGACCGCGUCCUGGUGCCCGUCUGGUCGCUCAGCAGGGACUGCGGGCCACACGGCUUCCAGCCAGACACAGGCGUGGAGGCGCCACAGCUCGUCUUCGGCGGGGGACCCCGAAAGUGCUUCGGCUACAGACUGGGACUCCUGGCCAUCAGGAUCCUGAUCGUGGAACUGGUGUCUCAGUAUCGGCUGUUCCCCGCUGGAAACGCGAUCGGUCUCAAGAAGAUUGACGACGAGUAG